Messenger RNA from Adineta ricciae, 711 nucleotides. The record is from the annotation of a GenBank genome assembly. NCBI's taxonomy places the organism in Eukaryota, Metazoa, Rotifera, Eurotatoria, Adinetida, Adinetidae.
AUGCUUCAAAGUGAACUUCAAUAUUUACCGGAAUUAGCGAAAUGCCGUCGUCGUGGUCAUAAAUUACCACCACGAACUUUUACCUAUGGUAUCACAAUCCCACGACGCGACGGUGGAGUACCGGAAGCCAUGUGCCAUGGGCCCGAGAAAGAACGCUCUUCGAAUCCUGAUUAUGAGUUUGUACGUGACUAUUCUGCAUUAAAUAAAGCAGCACUUGAAGCAGGUAUGGUAAAUGCCAAAGAUCAGUCCCGUUUUCGAACAGUACAAGACAUAAAGAAGAAAGUUUUCGUACGCGACGUUUCGCAUUCAAAGAAAACACGCAAGUUUGACGACGAUAUGAUAUUUGGUAAUGCUAACAGACCGUCGACACCCAUCGCUGAAGUUUUACAAAACCGUUUUCUGAACAAUUGGCUGGAUACAAUGCAGAAUAAACAAGCCGCCUUGGAAAAAGAACGUGCCGACGCAGCGAAUGCCUUCAAAGGAAGUUAUCAUACAAAAUCGUCGCUUCUUCGUCAAGCGAAAAUACCUGUUGAACCAAAACCUUUAUGGAAAAUGUCGAAAUUUGCUAAUGGUGAAAAUCAAGUCGAUUCAUUUCGUACCGAAACUGAACGUCGUCGAGCAUUCAGCGCAAAUUCCUAUGAUUCAAUACCUCGCCAAGGUGUUUAUCAUACUGGAAUCUACAACGUUCCACGUACUACGGUCAAAACAUAA